Messenger RNA from Gallus gallus (chicken), 456 nucleotides. RefSeq names its product ribosomal protein L36 (gene RPL36). Gene Ontology annotation, molecular function: structural constituent of ribosome. Bases 98 to 415 code for a protein of 105 amino acids. NCBI's taxonomy places the organism in Eukaryota, Metazoa, Chordata, Aves, Galliformes, Phasianidae. The record is from RefSeq and is a predicted model, not a curated record. Gene Ontology annotation, cellular component: cytosolic large ribosomal subunit; ribosome. Gene Ontology annotation, biological process: cytoplasmic translation. The transcript is spliced from 4 exons.
GCGCGCGCGCUCCUUCUUUCCGGUGCGGCGCCAGCGGUGCAGCUGCAGGUUGGUGCUGGGGUGGUGCGGCCGCGAUCCGCGCCCAUCUGCGGCCGACAUGGCGAUCCGCUACCCUAUGGCCGUCGGCCUCAACAAGGGCUACAAGGUGACGAAGAACGUGUCCAAGCCCAGGCACUGCCGCCGCCGCGGGCGCCUGACCAAACACACCAAGUUUGUGCGAGAUAUGAUCAGGGAGGUCUGCGGCUUCGCACCCUACGAAAGACGUGCUAUGGAACUGCUGAAGGUUUCCAAAGAUAAACGUGCUCUGAAGUUCAUAAAGAAACGGGUUGGCACUCACAUUCGGGCCAAGCGAAAGCGGGAAGAACUCAGUAACGUCCUGGCAGCCAUGAGGAAAGCUGCUGCAAAGAAGGAUUGAGUUGUACAGCCUGGAGCUCAAUAAAGCCCUUUCUCACAAAA